Molecule: messenger RNA, 792 nt
Organism: Didymodactylos carnosus
Lineage: Eukaryota; Metazoa; Rotifera; Eurotatoria; Philodinida; Philodinidae
Source: the annotation of a GenBank genome assembly
AUGGUGAAUCCUAAAGGUUACCGUCGUGGCACACGACAUUUAUUCUCAAGAGAAUUUAGACAAAAUGGGCGUAUACCAUUGGCAACGUACAUGAAAGUUUACAAACGAGGAGAUAUUGUUGAUAUUAAAGGUAACGGUGCCGUUCAAAAAGGUAUGCCACAUAAAUUUUACCAUGGAAAAACUGGUCGUGUGUUUAAUGUUACUCGACAUGCCGUUGGUGUUAUUGUCAAUAAACGUGUGAGAUAUCGUAUAAUGGAAAAACGUAUUAAUGUCAGAGUUGAACAUGUUAAACAUUCAACAUGUCGUCUGGACUUUUUAAACCGUGUCAAAAAAAACGAAGAAUUGAAACGUGCUGCAAAACUACAAGGAAAAGUUCUUUCAAGUCAAAGUUUAAAAAGACACCCGGAAGGACCACGCAAACAACAUCUUGUUCGUACAAAAAAUAAUAAACCACAAUUAGUUGAACCUAUACCGUAUCAAUUCAUGGCUGAUAGUAUUGUAGGACGUAAAAAAGAAAAUAUUGUCGAUUUAAAUAAAUAUCUGGAUAAACGUAUACGAGUGAAAUUUGGUGGUGGACGCGAAUGUAGUGGUGUUUUAAAAGGUUAUGAUCAGUUAUUAAACUUGGUACUUGAUCAAACAACUGAAUAUUUACGUGAUCCUGAUGAACAAUAUAAAAUAAGUGAUGAUACAAGACAAUUGGGCUUAGUUGUUUGUCGUGGAACAUCGGUGAUUUUGAUUUGUCCUCAAGAAGGAAUGGAAGAAAUAGCUAAUCCAUUUGUUCAACAUGAAUAA